AAAGAUGCGAUUUGCUUGCUCACGUUUCGUUUGACAAAAAGGGAGACCGAGUAAUCCAAAGAAAUACUGUCUAAAUUAGUACAUAAUGUUUCGUAACCAGUAUGACAACGACGUGACAGUAUGGAGUCCCCAGGGGCGGAUCCAUCAGAUCGAGUAUGCCAUGGAGGCCGUCAAGCAGGGCUCUGCAACCGUGGGUCUCAAGUCCAAGACCCAUGCCGUACUUGUAGCCCUUAAGAGAGCUUCUUCUGAGCUGUCCUCUCAUCAGAAGAAGAUCAUCCCCAUUGAUGAUCACAUCGGUAUCUCUAUCGCUGGACUUACAUCAGACGCUAGGAUGCUUAGCAAAUUCAUGAGGACAGAGUGUUUGAACUCCCGCUAUGCCUACGAGACACCCCUACCUGUUUCCCGAUUAGUUUCAGAAAUUGGCAACAAAUCUCAAAUUAACACACAGCGGUAUGGCAGGAGACCGUAUGGUGUGGGACUUCUUGUUGCUGGCUAUGACGAGAUGGGCCCACACAUCUUCCAGACGUGCCCAUCCGCAAACUACUUUGAUUGUAAGUGCAUGGCCAUCGGAGCUCGCUCCCAGUCAGCAAGGACCUACCUCGAGAAGAAGAUUGAUGAUUUCCAGACCGCUACCCUUGAAGAGCUGGUGAAACAUGGGUUGAGAGCUUUGAGGGAUACGCUACCCAAUGAAAGUGAACUCAAUACAAAGAAUUGUUCAGUGGCUAUCGUAGGCAAGGACGAGAAGUUCACAGUCUACGAAGACGAUGACGUCGCCAAAUUUCUGGCUGGUAUUGAGACGGAGGCCCGCUCCAGGGGCCGUCGGGCACCCGACGCAGCAAGCAUGGAUACAGAUGCCCCAGCAGCGCCAGCAGCUGAAGGUGACCCAGCGCCCGCUACAGGUUCAGAUCAGCCAAUGGAGCAUUAACACUGAUAGUGGUGCUGCUGUGUUAGGGUGCAAGCGUUUUGUAAUCUAUACUGUUCAUAGUCUUACUGCUUAUCUUAGUUUGUUAAAAAAGUGUCCUAUGUGGGGAUAAUUUCAUCCAACAAUUUCUCAAAAUGUUAAGUGCAACCUGUCCCCCUCUUAUAAAAGAGAUCACACUCCGGAACGAUUGCAAGUGCUCCAUUGAAUCACAAACUUUAAAAUUGCUCUGUUUGUCUUGAAUAGAGUUCUGAUUAAUAUUGUUUAUAAGACAGGGCUCGGGAAACAAUAAAGACCCUUUGUAAUAAAUCUGAGGUUUCAUUGAGAAACGGGUGAAAUACACUCAUUUAAUUUAAUAACAAUAUCAAGUUUGUAACUUUAUGCAGAUCUUACUGUAGCCCAGUUUACUUCAGAAUUCCUUUCCAUGUACGUGGGUCACAUCAAUAUGUAAGGGCUAGUGAAUAUUUAAUUUUCUUGUUGUCCUAUUCCAGAAGAUUUUUAAUACCAAAUAGUGGAAGAUAUUAUUUAAAAGACAUGAUUAGUUAUAACUGUAACAUGAGUAUCAAGUAUCAACAAAUGGUUUCUUGUGCAUUUAACAAAAAAAAAUGUUGGAGUAUUCAGCGGAACAGCCGUUGAUAUCAGAGACUGAAGCUUUCGGACUAGUUUUUCCCAUGCAAUGGGGAUGAACGUUUCAUUGAUGGCUCUGCUCAACAUCCACCUGCGUGAAGCUAGAUCUCAGAUACCUAAUACGUACCUUUCUUUAAAUUAGAAGAAAACCCCAUAGUGUUUGCAGGAUUCAAGAUAAUUAGACAUUUCCUACGUUUAAUUCUAGGGAGGAUUGGACUAUUGAUUCUAGAUUCACUGUACAACUUAUUUGCUGUAAAUUAAUUGUUUCUUUUUUUUUUUACUGUAAAGAUAUGUGAUAUCACAAGCAUCUUGUACAAGUUGAAUUCCAUUCAGUGCAACAUAUUGCACAACUGUGUAGUUGUCCUCUGUAAUAAAUUGUGUAUCAGAUAUGUCUGAAAA
Messenger RNA from Strongylocentrotus purpuratus (purple sea urchin), 1945 nucleotides. It is a transcript of the gene psma1, whose product is annotated as proteasome subunit alpha type-1. The record is from RefSeq and is a predicted model, not a curated record. Gene Ontology annotation, biological process: ubiquitin-dependent protein catabolic process. The transcript is spliced from 9 exons. The coding region runs from base 86 to 925 and encodes 279 amino acids. Gene Ontology annotation, cellular component: proteasome core complex; nucleus; proteasome core complex, alpha-subunit complex. NCBI's taxonomy places the organism in Eukaryota, Metazoa, Echinodermata, Echinoidea, Camarodonta, Strongylocentrotidae.